Messenger RNA from Diabrotica balteata, 354 nucleotides. Lineage: Eukaryota; Metazoa; Arthropoda; Insecta; Coleoptera; Chrysomelidae. The record is from the annotation of a GenBank genome assembly.
UCAUUUAAUUAAAAGUGAAUUACUUCCAGUAUGAAAAAAAUAAUAUUUGUCUGUUUAAUUUUUGCGAUUGCACCACUUCAGUGCGUUUCGCAAUAUACAAAUGGUAAAUGUGUUGAAAAUUCAGAGUAUCAUUCUUGCAAGGGAUGUUGUCCAGAGCCAAGUUGUAUUAGGGAGAAGGAUCCACUAUGUAGAUAUUGUCUCUUAAUUUGUUAUAGGGGCUGUACUUGCAAAGAAGGCUAUAUUAGACAGUAUGAUGACGGUCCUUGUAUACCCAUAAACGAUUGCUAAAAUAAUCUUUUACUACAUAAUCCAUAUUUUUGGUUAGGCUUUCUCAAUAAAGGAACUGUUAUUGAA